Messenger RNA from Angiostrongylus costaricensis, 648 nucleotides. NCBI's taxonomy places the organism in Eukaryota, Metazoa, Nematoda, Chromadorea, Rhabditida, Metastrongylidae. The record is from the annotation of a GenBank genome assembly.
AUGCCACCGUCUAUGCAAAAGCCUGACUGUGCAUCAUCUGUUCGUGAUCGUGUAUUGGAAAUUGAACGUAGUCAUAUCGAAUCUGAGAAUUCGGUUAUUCGUGCUCGUUACGUUCCUGAUGUUCGGGGCGUUAAUCGUUAUAAACAUUUUCAUAUCAAAACAGUCAGAGUUGUGCAUCUUAACCGCUCUAGCUAUAUGCUAGAUUUCAUAGGCAAAUGGACACUUUCUAUACAAUUUCAUUCAUUUCUUUUUCUUAAGGAAAAUGCAACAACUACAGACACUCAUUCUACGCAUGUUGAUUGUUAUGGUGAAGGACGUAGUACACAAACGGAUUCCUAUCCUAUUGUUGUAAAUCUACCACGAUGCAAAAACAGCAAAGUGGUUGUCAAUAUGGAAGAUAUUGAAGAGCGUGAGGCAUUAUACCAAGUGAUCGAGAACGCCUUAGGCGAGACAAUUGACCGAUACUCACGACUUCGUACUAAUCAAAUUAUUGCUAACAGUGCUCGAAAGCAGGGCCAAAUUUGGCGUGAUGCAAAGGAUUUCAUUGCUAAUCAACUUGUUCCUCAGUCCAUUCAAUUGGCAAGUAAAAGCCAAUCAAGGAGGAGGACGGCAGUUGAAAUUGUCACAAAUAUUAGAAGUUUUCCAUAA